Molecule: messenger RNA, 882 nt
Organism: Phyllostomus hastatus (greater spear-nosed bat)
Lineage: Eukaryota; Metazoa; Chordata; Mammalia; Chiroptera; Phyllostomidae
Product: beta-casein-like
Exons: 7
Coding region: 1-882 (293 amino acids)
Cellular component (GO): extracellular region
Source: RefSeq, a predicted model, not a curated record
AUGAGGGUCCUCAUCCUUGCCUGCCUGGCGGCCCUUGCCCUUGCAACGGAGACUGUAGAAAGCCUUUCAAACACAGAGGAAUCCAUUACACACAUCAACAAAAAAUCUGAGAAGUCUGAAAAUGACAAAGAGCAGCAAAGACAGGAUGAACACCAGGAGAAAAUCCAGUCCCCUGUCCAGACACAGGCUCUUGUCUAUCCUUUUGCUGAGCCCAUCCCCUACACUGUCCUUCCACAAAAUAUCCUGCCUCUUGCUCAGCCUGCUAUGGUGCUGCCUGUCUUUCAGCCUGAAGUGAUUCAAGGUUCCAAUUCUAAGGCAACCAUCUUUCCUAAGCGCCAUGUGAUGCCAUUUCUUAAAUCUCCAGCAGUUCCAAUUUUUCAACGCCAAAUCCCAAAUCUCACUGAUCUCAAAAAUCCACAGCUUCCUCUGCUCCAGCCCUUGAUGCACCAGGUGCCCCAGCCUCUUAUCCAGACUCCCAUGCUUCCUACUCAGCCCCUGCUUUCCCUUCCUCAACCCAAAGCCCUGCCUCUUUCCCAGCAAGUGAUCACCUACCCUCAGAGAGAUAUGCCCAUCCAAGCCCUUCUGCUUUACCAAGAGCCUCUGAUUGACCCUACCCAGGGGUCCUACCCUGUGACUCAACCUAUUGCCACAGUUUACAGCUUGCAACAACUGUGGAAAAACACAGACAACAGCGUAGUGACUGAUGGGCAGGGGGGCAUGGUUGGAGGUGGAAGAAGAUGUAGGGGGCAUAAAUGCUUCUAUCAGAGCAUCAAGAGCCAGUACCACAGUCAGAAUGAGCUGGGAUCCUUGCCUUUAGCCAGUAAUGCUCCCAAACCAAAGGCUAACAGCAUUGAAGUUGAUCCACCUGAGUUUACACAAUGA